Silurus meridionalis is the source of this 6296-nucleotide messenger RNA. RefSeq names its product tetratricopeptide repeat, ankyrin repeat and coiled-coil containing 1a (gene tanc1a). Lineage: Eukaryota; Metazoa; Chordata; Actinopteri; Siluriformes; Siluridae. The record is from RefSeq and is a predicted model, not a curated record. Gene Ontology annotation, molecular function: protein binding. The coding region runs from base 104 to 5374 and encodes 1756 amino acids. The transcript is spliced from 27 exons.
UCCGCGUCCACGGAGAGCGCGCGCGCAGGCGAGAGUCCGGAGCUGGAGCGGAAUUUACACUGAGUAAACUGAGGACACGGAAAAGAGGAUUGUGUAUUUCAGUAUGCGUAAAACAGGACAGAGGAAUGUCCAGGGCCGAGGAGGAGGAGGCAGAGGGAGGAAGAAUGAUGCAGCUGGUGAGACAUUCAGUCCCAGGUUCCACCACAAGACCAUAAGCAGAGGCCUGGGGGUUCCAGGCGACGCUGGCAGUGGCCCCCUGCCGGUGCAGCCGUACCCCACAGAGGACGUCCUGAGGCUUGGUUUGUCCAGAGGCGUGUCCCUGUCUCUCCCAUCCUCUCCCAUGCUUCCUCCACGACAACCCUAUGUGCUUCCUCUCAGACCCAGCACCAAGUCUCCAGGAUCUGUCAGGAAGCCCCAGCAUGCCGAGAGCUCCCGUAUUCCUCUGGAUGCGGUUGCCUGGUGCUUGGGAAGCGAGGAGAACUCCGAUCCUCUUUUGCCAGAUAAGUCUGGCUCCUCCCCUGCUACUCAGGAACUGAUGACACGGCUGGGUUUCCUACUGGGAGACGCCAUCCCCGCCUCAUCACACACCACCAUGGAGGAGAGAAACCAGUGUAUCGUCAGCAGUCAGGGAGCGAGUCCGUGUUCCACCCUGACCGACAGCACGGCGUCUCCCAGCGCCGAGAGCCCGUGUUCCAGCCUGGUGCUCAACUCGGGUUCGGCAGAAAGAGCCCCGCCCCAGUGCUGCUCCGCUCCAUGCAGCAGCAGCACCACCAUUACCACCAGCACCACCAGCACCACCAUCACUACCCCCAGCUCCACACUGGAGAGCAAAGACAGCGGCAUCAUUGCCACAGUGACCAGCUCGAGUGAGAACGAGGAGCGCUGUGGAUCCAGUCUCGAGUGGGGAAAAGAUGGUGCUGGAGGUGGAGGUGGAACCGUCAGAGACAGCAGCCAUCUUGCUCCUCCACCUGUAGCGCCCGUCUCUGGUGGAGACUCAUCAGUGCCCAGCGAACCCCCAACCCCAUCUUUGCCCCAGCCCCGGACUGCACCUGCCGCUCAGCCACCCUCAGAAGGACUUGCACCCUACCACAGCACCUCACUGGCCAUGCCGAGGCCCAACUCAGUGGCAGCCACCAGCAGUACUAAGCUGGAGGAGUUGACGUAUCUGGAUGAGCAGCGAAAUGCCCCGAUGCGAUCGUCCCUGCGUGGACCGUGGCAUGGAGCACACACCAGCGGCCGCAACCAGGAGGGCAAAGCUCGAAUCACACCAUAUAAGCCGGUGGACAUCAUGCUCAAACCCUUGCUGUUUGAGGUUCCCAGUGUUAGCAGCACGGACGCCACGUUUGUAGGCCGUGAAUGGCUGUUUCAGCGUCUGGAAGACGUCCUGACGGGCGAAGGGGAGGCGGGGCCUGGACGUGGCGCGGUGGUGGUGGGCAGCGUGGGCUUUGGAAAGACGGCGGUCAUCUCCAGGCUCGUGGCUCUGAGUUGUCACGGGGGCCGGAUGAGGCAGAUCGCGUCCAACAGUCCAGGAGCUUCACCUAAAACUGGAGGUAAAGGAAGUGACCACUGUAUCCAUGGCAGCCAGCUGAACCCUCCAUCUCAGAGCCCCCACCGCAGCAGCAGCUGCCCUCCGACCCCCGACACACACCGGCACAGAGAGGAGGCUGUCAAGCGUCUAGCCAGCAAGGUGGUAGCGUAUCAUUACUGCCAGGCGGAUAACACGUACACGUGCCUGGUGCCCGAGUUCGUGCACAGCGUGUCGGCGCUGCUGUGUCGCGCUCCUCGUCUCGGCGCCUACAGAGAAAUGCUGCUGAGGGAGAACCAGCUGCAGAGUCUGCUGAGCCUCCGCUCGUGCGUCCAGGAUCCGGUCGCGGCUUUCCGAAGGGGCGUCCUGGAACCCCUCGUAAUCCUGCGCAAGGAGAGGAAGAUCUCCGAGGACGACUACAUCAUCCUGGUGGACGGUCUGAACGAGGCCGAGUUCCACAAACCCGACUACGGAGACACGAUCGCCUCCUUCAUCUCCAAGAUCAUCUCCAAGUUCCCCACCUGGCUUAAACUGGUCGUCACUGUCAGGGUGAACCUGGUGGACGUCACCAGCCUGCUCCCGUUCCCCAUCAUAUCUCUGGACGACAUCCACGACAAGUCCGUCUCUGCCGACCUGCACACGUACGUGCAGCACCGCGUGGAGCACAGCGCCUCCAUCCUCAGCAAUGUCACCGCCAGUGGCAAGAGCGAACCGGCGGCCGGGUCGAAGCUCAGCUCGCACCUGGUGAGCCGCAGUCAGGGUUCCUAUCUCUACCUGAAGCUGGUGUUGGACCUGCUGGAGAAAGGCCACCUGUUGAUCAAGAGCUCCGGUUACAAGGUGCUGCCCGUGUCAUUGACUGAACUCUACCUGCUUCAGUGCAACAUCAGGUUCCCGACACCGGCGUCUUUCGAGCGGGUGAUGCCCGUCCUGAACGUCGCUCUCGCCUCGCUGCACCCGCUAACUGACGAGCAACUGUUUCGCGCGCUAAACGCCGGCAACCUGAAAGCAACACUCGAAUGGAGCGACUUCCAGCAACGCAUGGAAGCGCUCUCCUGCUUCCUGAUUGGCCGACGUGACCGGACGCGCAUGUUCUGCCACCCGUCCUUUAGGGAAUGGCUGGUCUGGAGAGCAGACGGUGAGAGCACCGAGUUCCUGUGCGAUCCGAGGAGCGGACAUGCCCUGAUGGCCUUCAUGCUCUCUCGACAAGAAGGGAAGCUGAACAGGCAGCAGACCAUGGAGCUGGGUCACCACAUCCUCAAAGCACACAUAUUCAAGGGACUCAGCAAGAGGACGGGCGUGUCCUCCAGCGUUCUCCAGGCCCUGUGGAUCAGUCACAGUACAGACAGCCUGUCUGCUGCUCUGUCCUCACUCCGAAACCUCUACACACCCAACGUCAAGGUGUCUCGGUUGCUGAUCCUGGGCGGAGCGAAUGUGUGUUACCGCACCGAGGUGCUCAACAGCGCCCCUGCCCUGUGUGUACAGUCUCACCUGGGUCAUCUGGAGAUGGUGGCUCUCCUGCUAGAGUUCGGCGCUCCGGUGGACGGCGUAUCGGAGAACGGCAUGACGCCCGUGUGUUACGCCGCGGCCGCCGGACACCUCGGCGUGGUAAACCUGCUCUGCCGGAAAGGGGCAAAGGUGGAUCACAUGGAUAAGAGCGGUCAGUGUGUGGUGGUUCACGCUGCCCUGAGAGGUCAUGCUGAAAUCCUUCAGUAUCUUCUGGAACAGGAAUGGAGCUCUGACGCAGCACAGGCUGAACAAAGCCACAAGGGCAGAAUAGUGCAGCAAGCCUUCGUCGCUGCCUCUAGCAUGGGACACGUCCAGGUGCUGAAGAACUUGGUGGGUCUGAAUAAGAACGAGCUGAGCGUGCAAAUCGAUGGCCUUGACACGCUAUGGGGGGAGACAGCUCUGAGUGCUGCUGCCGGCCGGGGGAAGCUGGACACGUGUGUGUUCCUGCUGGAACAGGGGGCCACGAUAACGCAGCCAAACCGCAGGGGCGUAAAUCCCAUUUACACCGCUGUGAAACACGGACACACGCAGGUCGUGGAACUGCUGCUGCAGCACGGUGCCGAGCUCGACGUCUCCGACAAACAUGGCCGCUCUCUGCUGAUGGUUGCGGCCAGUGAGGGUCAUGUGACCACCGUGGACUUCCUUCUCUCGCAGGGAGCGUGCAUGAGCGCGGUGGAUAAGGAAGGCCUGACGCCGCUGAGCUGGGCGUGUCUGAAGGGCCAGAAGGGCGUAGUGGAGCUGCUGGUGGACAGAGGAGCUCAAAUCGAUCACGCUGAUAAGAACGGACGCACUCCUCUCGACCUCGCCGCUUUUUACGGAGACGCCGACAUUGUGCACUACCUGGUGGAACGUGGCGCUGUGAUCGAGCACAUGGACUACAGCGGCAUGAGACCCCUCGACCGCGCCAUCGGCAGCCGCAACACUUCGGUCGUCGUCACUCUGCUGAAGAAAGGGGCCAAGCUGGGGUACCGCACGUCUCCCUAUGAUCGAUCAGGAAAUGCUGCCUGGGCCAUGGCCACUUCUAAACCCGACAUCCUCAUCAUCCUGCUGCAGAAGCUGAUGGAGGAAGGCAACCUGCUGUACAAGAAAGGGAAGAUGAAGGAAGCAGCUCAGAGGUACCAGUACGCACUAAGGAAGUUUCCAAGAGAAGGCUUCGGGGAAGACCUGAAGGCCUUUCGAGAGCUGCGGGUCUCUCUGUACCUCAACCUGUCCCGCUGCCGCCGCAAAACCAACGACUUUGGCAUGGCGGAAGAAUUUGCCACUAAGGCUUUGGAACUGAAGCCGAGGUCGUACGAAGCUUUUUACGCUCGUGCUCGAGCUAAGAGGAGCAGCAGGCAGUUUGCGGCAGCGCUGUCCGAUCUCCACGAGGCGGCGCGUCUGUGUCCCAGUAACCGAGAGAUCCGACGCCUGCUGGCCCGUGUGGAAGAAGAGUGCCAUCAGCGCCCGGGUGGGAAACACACGUCAUCGCACGCUCAGCCCGAGGCGGACGAAGAUGACGAAGACGAGGACGAUGAUGAUGGAGAGGAGGAGGAGGAAGCUGUGCUCGUUCGGACGCCUCAUAAAAGUUCUGAGAGCCUCGGGAUAAAGCUGGUGCAGGUGGAGGAGAGCGUUGAGGAGAGGACGAGUAAAGAAGAGAAAAGGAAAGAGAACUGGCAGCAGAGCCGAACUCUGCCCGACUCUCUUUGCCUGGUGCUGUCUGGGAAUCAGUCGCUUUCUCCGUCAGCCCACAGGCGCCUUCCGUCCAGACAGGCUCAGAGCGUGAAGAGCCGAGAGAGCCACAGCCACCACAGGGCCUGCUUACACACCAGAGAGCCGCUCAGAGACACCCAAGGAGGCAGGGGUCAUCUGGGUCACCUGGACACCAUGCCCCUGGCAGCAGAGUGUGCUCCAGAGUGUAGGUCCGAGUUCAUCCGAAGCAGCAGCAUGCGCGUGUCCAGCUCGUCCGGGAGCCUGGCGUUCGGCGGGGUGCAAUCGGACCGCAACCGCAGCUCGGUCUCCAACGAGAACGCCGCUUCCGUCUCCGACGUGUCCUCCAGGCUGCAAGAGCACAAACCGCGCCCGUUCAUGGGCGUCACGGACAAGACGGCGCGCUUCCAACAGCUACCGCUGCACAAUCACAGCUGGCAGGGUCACGCUACGGAAGAACUGGUGCAGGGACUGACCUGUGACCUCCAGUACCCUAAAACGGGAAGCAGCGCCUACCAGGAGACCUUCCACAACGGCACUCACGGGGAAGAGCUGCACUCCGCCAAGCAGCACAAGCAGGCCAACCUGGCGCGCGACAACCCCAUCCUCAUCAGUUCCAUCAAACCUAAACGCUCCUUCAUCGAGUCCAACGUGUAGCCGUGAAGACCGCAGCGCCAAAAGCACAAACUCUGCGUCAACCGGUUAGCGACGUUUAACGAAUCAGGCUUUGCUUUUAGCCUUUAUGUCUCAUUUAACAGGCAGCAUUUUACCUCCACGGCGAACAAGUAACGGCUUUACGAAUAGGAACGUAACGAGAUUUCUGUACUGUACUAAUUAUCCCAUGCUGCAGCAGCAGGGUUUACUGUAGAACUCUUCUAUAAGGGCAGAUAAAACACUUUAAAGCCCCGAUCAGGAACCGCUGAAUGACCGUCACGUAUUACACGGUAGGUAAUUGAUAAGUUUUAGCAGCUGUGAUUUCUCUAACGAGUCUCUUAUUGCAGUAUUUAUGCCUAGCACACUGUUAUUCCUGACCGGGGCAUGUAUGCGUAUGCGCGUGUGUGUGUGUGUGUGUGUGUGUGUGCGCGUGGUGCGUUCCCUUAUAACCCUCUCUACUUGCUAAUAUAUCGAUUAAUUUAUUUAUGGCUUCUAUAGCUUCGUUUAUCGUUUAAAACAUUUUAUAUUGUUAUUUUUGCACAGCUACAUAUAAAUAUAUUAUAAAGUUCAGAAUCUUUCCAGAAUUAAUGCUUUAUGAAGACUUCAGGUUCACGUACAGGCGAGCGCACAAGUUCGCACACCCUCAAAAAGACGACAGUGUGAGAUUUCAAAGAUGUUUCUUCUUCAUCCUCAUCACUAUCAUCAUCCCAACAAAAAUCUAUAUCUCAAGCUCAAAAGAAAGUUUAUUAAAAUAGCAAUUAUGAUCAACAAACGGAUAAAUCCUACAUUAUAUGGAUAAAAUCUUCAAUAGGGUUGAGGGUCAGAGCUCUACAGCAGGAGAUCUUCCACAUCAACCCAUGUAUCUUCAUGGCAUUGUGAUGCUGAAACAGGUUUGGGUCUUCAAGUUUAAAUGAAGGGAAAAUUU